This is a messenger RNA of Plasmodium gonderi, 5898 nucleotides long. RefSeq lists its product as hypothetical. The transcript is spliced from 2 exons. The record is from RefSeq and is a predicted model, not a curated record. Gene Ontology annotation, cellular component: plasma membrane. Gene Ontology annotation, biological process: phospholipid translocation. Bases 1 to 5898 code for a protein of 1965 amino acids. NCBI's taxonomy places the organism in Eukaryota, Apicomplexa, Aconoidasida, Haemosporida, Plasmodiidae. Gene Ontology annotation, molecular function: ATPase-coupled intramembrane lipid carrier activity; nucleotide binding.
AUGCAUGCGUACAUAAAAGACAUAGCUUUGAACAUACAAAGAGAGAGAGAAGAAAAAAAAAAAAUCUUAAAUAAAGUGCAAUGUUUCCUGUAUGCCAUAAAGACAAAAUUUUGGAAUAUAGGGAAAUAUAAGAAAUCCAAAAAGUCGUGUACACUAUACUACAAUGAUGAUGAAAGUGCAAGUGCAAAUAGAAAAAAUAUUAUUGUGACAAUAUUUUUCUACCCUGUGUGUACAUUUGUAAAUAACAAGAUAAGGAAAACCAUAGGGAGAUUGUUAAAAUGGAUUGAUAUUUUUUCUUAUAUAUGGACAAAUAUAACUAGUGUAGUACGAUUUCAAAAUGAGAAAAAUAUCACAAAAGGGAAAGGUCAAGAAAGAAUAGAAGAAGAAAAUGAAGCUAUUCAAAAUAAACUAGAUCGAUGUAUACUGCUUGAUGGAACAACAGAUAAUAUAUCAAAUCGACACAUCAUACAAAUAUGCAAGAAUUAUCUAUCAAAUGUAUUGUUUUACAUACAUAAUUUUGGAAAUAACAAUGGGGAGAGAAAUUAUAAAGAAUGCAAAGAAAUUACAAAAAUGAAGAAAAUGUAUAUUCAUAAAGUUAACAAUUUGAAAGCAUUUAAUUCUGAAAAUAAUCUAUACAUAAGUGAUGAAUCUUUAAUAAAGAAAAUUAUGAUUAGAGAUAAUUCAUAUCCAAAUUAUCAUUAUGACAAAAGAGAAAUGAAAGAAACAACGAAUUUAUCUAAAAUAAGGGAUUAUGAAAAACAAUGUGUUAAAACAUAUUAUGUAGAAAAUUGUACCCCUCUAAAAAGUACUAAUAAUAGAGAAAAUAGUUCCGUGCAUUAUAAGAAUAGACAUCAUUUGAUAUUUCAUGUUAUAAGUAAUCGACUUACAAAUUUUUAUUUUUUUGCUUUUUUUACAUCGUUUCUCUUGCAACAAAUACCUAUUUUCCGGGCAAGUAAUUAUACAUAUUUUGCACUUAGUUUUUGCUUCCUCUUUGUCUUUUCUGUCUUUAAAGAUAUACACACAAUAGCUAAGAGGAUUCAGCUUGAACGUGCAGUUAAUGAGAAAACUUGCAAGAGGGUAACACCGCUUGGUUUGGUGGAUGUCCCGUUCGAUGAGGUUAAGGUAGGAGAUGUAGUAUACCUAGAAGAAAACGAAGAAAGUCCCGCUGAUCUGAUUCUUCUAAAAUGUGGAACGAAUAAGGGAGAUGAUGAUGUAUAUAUCUGUUCAAAAGAUUUGGAAGGAAAGACAGAUAUGAAAAUAAAAAAAAGCCUUGUGUUUACAUCCCAUUUGGCAAACAUUUAUGACCUCUUUAGGUUAAAAAUAAAGAUAAUGAUUGAAAAACCACAUAAAAGUUUUGACAAGAUGAACGGGUUGUUUAUUCAUAUGAACUAUUGUGAGUUUAUUAAAAGUAUGUAUAACGACUUGGCAUCUUUGCAAAAUGUUUUUUACAAAAAUGGGCCUCUACAAUCUGUGCAUUAUAACGAUAUUUUUAACUAUCUAAUUGAAGACACUUAUAUUGAGAAGGCUUACCAGUGUGUCGAUUUUUUGAUAAAAUUUUCUUUUACUCCGUUCGAGAAUCAGCCAAUUGAUUCAACCAUGAUCAGAAAUCCACAUCAUGCUUCUUCCCUUCUGCACAAUGGAAAUGCACCCCCAACUGAGAAGGCACAUCGUAGCGUAAAUUCUACCAAUGUGGAUCUUGCCAAUCUCGUCCUUGCUACAAACUUAUGUAGAGAAAAGCAGGAGAAACAUUACGAAAAUGGUAUGAACAAGUUUUUCUCGCAAAAUUCACAGGAAAGUGUAAUUGAAAGCAAUGUGGUAAAAUAUAAAGAAAAAAUUGGGAUAGAAAAUAUCAUAUGGUGCAGUAACAAAAUAGUAAAGGGGAGAGUGUAUGGACUGGUUGCUUAUGCAGGGUCAGACAAAAAAACAAAAGUUACAAUGAGUAAAAGAAAAUACAUAUAUGAUGGGGAUUGUAACAAAAAGUGGGGAACAAUAAUGAAUAUAUGGUUGGUUUUCCUAUUAAUCAUAUGCUUCUAUCUAUCGUUACAACAUAAAACCACACUUGGAGUAAACAUCUUCAUAUCUUUUAUAAGAUACGUCCUCUUACUACUCCCUUAUAUGCCUUAUGCCAAUAUAUUGCACAUUUAUUUAUUCAGUAAAAUUUCUUUUCAUAUAGAAAGAAAAAAAAAGAUGGGGAACACUAUUUCUCUCCUCAAUAGUAAUAUCAUAGAUAAGAUUUGUAAUACGUCUUUCCUUUUGUGUGACAAAAACGAAAUGAUAAUAAAAGAGGGGCUGAAGAUUUGUGGAGUGUAUUUUUUGUUUGAAGAUUUUCAAGUGCCAAACAGCUGUAGCUACUUGGUGGAUCUCAUGCAAGGGUUAAGAAAUGAUUCUAGAUGUGAUUCUUCUAACCAAAUAAGACACGAAAUCAUUAAUCGGACAAAGGUCAAUCACAGGGAUAACCUUGCCUACUGCAAGCUAUUCCUCCAAGUUUUCUUAAAUGUAACCAAUUUCAACCCGUUUUCGUGUCCCCAAACAGAAGGGAAGAUGAAAAACUACAAUGUUUUGGAAAACAUAGAAUUGAUCAAACACGCUUUGGAUGGUAAAAACAAAGCUGACAAGACACAAAAAGUAUGCCAAAAGAUAUAUAGCAAUAUUUUAAAUCAAACAACGGAUCAAAUUAAUAAAAUAUAUUUAACACUUUUGUGUAUAUUAUUUUGUAAUGUUGCAGUUAUUCGGGAAAUAAGUUAUAAGAAAAAAAAAAAAAAAACGAACAGAACUCAUCACAUACAAUGGGAUUCUAUUUACUCAACGAGUUUGGAAGAAAAUGUUUUAAUAAACUUUGUGAAAUCAUGCGGUAUGGACAUUUUAAAAAAAAAUUCAUCCAGAAUUUCCGUUGGAAUUUUGACUCUCACUAUUAAACACGACAAAAAAAAGAAACACAUGAUGGAAAAUGAGGAUAGUAAUAAUAGAACCAAACAAUAUAAACAGUGUAGAAUUAAAAGGAAAAAUAAAAAAGACAGAUAUAUAGUUAACAGCUCAGAUGAACGUACUUCUGAUGGGAGGAGGGCUCAUAGAACAAAACAAAACAAUUAUGAUCAGUUCGGACAGAAAUGCUGGUAUUUUAAAAACUCACUACAAAAUAAUGGCAUUUUUAAGUUGUCUAAUGUGGCAGAAAAAAUGGACAAGGGUAUUCUAAAGUGUAAUCAAUUCAGGGUGUGUGACAAGGAGCCCAAUGUGCCCUACACGAGGGUACCAAGUGGGGCUAGCCCCAAAGCUGGAAUCAGAAGCAGCAGUAGCAGACGAGGAAGCAGUGGUGUCAGAAGAUGCAGUAGCGGGCGAGGGAGAAGUGGAACUAAGGGAGUGAAGAUAAAUGGCCGACAUGAUCGCUGUCGCGCAACCUUUGGAAAGAAUAAAGGGCGAAGGAACAAAGUGAAGACAUACAAUUUUGAGAUUUUAGAUGGAUUGUCUCUAGAUAGUAAUAAUCAAGUUAUAUGCACAAUGGUCUCAUAUAAUGAGAAAAUAUUCAACCUGAUUAAAGGACCGGGCGAAAAAAUAGCUAAUAUGUUAUCUUGUGAAAAAAGUAAAAAAAGACUUAAAACAAUUUUCACUCCUUUUUAUGCUGAAGGAUUUCGUAUAGUCUUAUUUGCAUAUAGAGAAGUUUCUCAAAGCGAAUUAGAAGCAUACAAAAAGGUUAGUGAUAAAUUUUACAAGAAACAAUUUUUAAAAAAUUCUUUUAGAAAUAAAUUAAAUGUGCUAGCCAUUGUGACACUCAAGGAAAAUAUUCAAAAAAAUGCAAAAAAAUGUUUAGAUUUGUUUAAAAAGGCGAAAAUCAAAACGUGGAUUCUUUCUGGUGACAACAAGGAAAAUGUUAUAUCUGCUUCCAAAUCUUUGCAUCUCCUUAAUCAAAAGAGCCACCUUUGUCAUUUAAGUAGGAAAAAGCUAGCGCAGAUGGUUCAUGGCAAACCGACGCCACCUAAUGGCUUUUCGAAAAUUUUUGUGUCCGAUAGGAUCUCUUUUUGCGAUUUUCACUUAGAUCAACCCUAUACCUCAAGUGGUUUAGCAAUAAGGAAGAAAUCAUUAGUGAGGUGUGGCAGCGGGGUCCAGUUGGGGGUACCUUAUAAAUGUGAUACCAAGCACAGUUGUGAUGAAAAAUACACUUGUGAGGAGUGUACACAUAUGAUCAAGAAGAAUAAAUAUAGCGAGAAAUUCUUCUUGGAUCAACCUAAUAUACUUGACAAAAGGGGAAAUGCAAACUGGGGGAAUUCCCCAAAGAUAUCCAUACAGAAUUCAAGGAACAUGAACACAUCUAUCAUCCAUAGAGAGGCAUAUAACAAUACAUGUGUGAAUUCUGUGAGAGGAGAAUUGGGAAAUACCUUUGAUGCGUAUUGUACCUCCAGAAUCGGGUUAGCCAAAUAUCAUGGUGGAACAAAAGUUCCCGAAAAUGUGCAGAAAAGUGUGAAGGGCAAAAUGAAAGAAAAUGUAGGAAAUAAAAUUUCAUUACACAGAAAUGAGAGCAUUGAAAGUGCAUUGAAGACAAUGUUACAUCAGUUCAGUAGUGCAUUUAAAAGUGUGGAAAAGAAAAAGAGACUAGAAAUUCAAUGCCAAAAGAGGAACAACACUUCACAAUGCUAUAAUAAAGGAACUGUUGAUAUGCAAAAGAACUCUUUGAACUACCAGAAAAAGGAAAAUUGUGUGUACAUCGUCAGGGGUGACAUAAUCGACUAUUUCAUUAAAUACGCUAAAAGAGAAUUUAUAUGUGCUCUUGCAGAAUCUCGAUGUACAUUAUUCUACGACUGCAAUUCUAUUCAAAAGGGGGAAAUAACAAAAUGUUUAAGAAAAAAUACAGGGGUGGAGGAUCGUUUUAUAUGUUCAGUUGGUAAUCAUGCAAAAGAUUUAAACAUGUUGAUCGAGUCUGAUAUAGCCAUAAGCGUAAAUAACAAUAGUAAGAAGAAUAUAAGUAAUUUAUAUGCAGAUAUACAUAUAGAAUCAUUUGAAGAUAUAGGAAAUGUAUUUUUUUUAUAUGGAUAUAGAAUUUAUGAAAAUAUUAAUUCCUUCAUUAUGAUUAGCUAUUACAGAGGGUUUGCAUUCCUAUUUUUACAAUUUUUUUUUUCUUAUUUUUUUAAUAGUUGGUUAUCCAUGUUAUCUAACAUUUGUCUCCUCAUUUUUUUUUCUCUUUUUUUCAUCAUUUCAAUUGUGACAAUUACCAUAUCACACAAUGAUGAAACUUGUAUGGAUCAUACAGGUAGGACUAACUACAAUUUUUUACAGAAUAAUGCAAUGCGUAUGAAAAGUUUACAAAAAAAAUUGUUUUCUUUAAAAUGGAUAUUUGUAGUCUUAUGGCUGUCGUUAUAUCAAUCCUUUAUCUUAUUCAUCAGAAUCUAUUACUCCAAUUAUAACUACAAUUACGAGUACUACGCCAGGCAAUUGGAUUGUCUUUGUGUUUUAGACAUCCAAAACAAAGCGUACAUGUUAACCCCUUUAUUUAUUACUCACAUGUUGCAAACACUGUUUUUUUUGCCCACACCAAGAAGAAAUUGCUAUUUCAACCAAUAUGCAUUAUUAUUCAUUUUCACAUUUCUUUCCUAUGUUGUAAUGUUACACAUAUUACAUCGUUUCCAUUUUGUAUAUUUGUUUAAAUUCAUUUUUACGAUUUGUAUAUACAUUACAAUCACUCUUAGUGUUGUUAAUGUACCACUUGUUGUAUAUUAUGCAUGGAAAAAUUUCAUAAAGGGGUCGAAGAUUUCAACAUUUAAGCAUAUGAAGAAUUCUCUUCAAAGUUUGUAUUCAAAUAGUCAUCAAAUUCUUUAUAUUGGGAGUUUGAAUUCUUCACUUGGCGGUGUUUCUUCUUUUCAUAAAUACGAAAAAAAAGAAAAAAAAAAAAGAGUCCAAAAGCAAAAUUAG